AGCCCCAGAGUGGGCCUGGAGCCUCCGGACAGUGGUGCCCAGCAGGCAGCACCCAGCAUCCCUGCCUCAGCCCCCGGGGAUCAGGGAAGCAGAGCAGUCACCAUGCACAUCCCAGAAAGCCUCCAGGACCUGGCCGACAGUGAAGCUGUGCAGUUUCUCAAGAGGCUAAAGACUAUCACUCGGAUCUUCGCAGGGGUCUUCUCUCUCAUCGUCUUCUCCUCCCUACUGACCGACGGCUACCAGAACAAGACUGAGUCUUCACAGCUCCACUGCGUCCUCAACAGCAACAACACAGCCUGCAGCUUCGCUGUGGGGGCCGGCCUCCUGGCCUUCCUCAGCUGCCUGACCUUCCUCGCCCUGGACGCCCAUGAGAGCUGCAUCGCCAACACCCGCUUCAAGACGGCCUUCCAGCUCCUGGACUUCAUCCUGGCUAUCCUCUGGGCAGGCAUCUGGUUUGUGGGAUUCUGCUUCCUGGCCAACCAGUGGCAGCAUUCGCAGCCCAGACACUUCCUCUUGGGGAGCAGCAGCGCCAAGGCCGCCAUCGCCUUCGCUUUCUUCUCUGUCCUCGUCUGGGUAUUCCAGGCCUACCUGGCCCUCCAGGACCUCCCGAAUGACGCUCUAGUCCCCUACAAACGCUCCCUGGACGAGGGCAGCGUGGUGCUGACCUCCCUCUCCCCGCCGUCGGCUGCCAGCCCAGUCAGCACGCCCCCCACGGGCCCCCACGGCCUGAGCUAUGCCAGCUCUGCCCUGCCCCCCUAUCUGACCACUCCGAAGGCCCCCCGCCUCACUAUGAUGCCCGACAACUAGACAGCCUCACCCACAUCAGUAAAGAGAUAAUCCUCCCUCCAGAAGGGUUUCUGAAAACA
Molecule: messenger RNA, 866 nt
Organism: Vicugna pacos (alpaca)
Lineage: Eukaryota; Metazoa; Chordata; Mammalia; Artiodactyla; Camelidae
Gene: SYNGR4
Product: synaptogyrin 4
Cellular component (GO): neuromuscular junction; synaptic vesicle membrane
Source: RefSeq, a predicted model, not a curated record